Pocillopora damicornis (cauliflower coral) is the source of this 2345-nucleotide messenger RNA. RefSeq names its product tafazzin. Gene Ontology annotation, cellular component: mitochondrial membrane. Gene Ontology annotation, biological process: cardiolipin acyl-chain remodeling; inner mitochondrial membrane organization. Gene Ontology annotation, molecular function: 1-acylglycerophosphocholine O-acyltransferase activity. The record is from RefSeq and is a predicted model, not a curated record. NCBI's taxonomy places the organism in Eukaryota, Metazoa, Cnidaria, Anthozoa, Scleractinia, Pocilloporidae.
CAUAGACUUGUUGAUAAUGGCCCACAGUUUGCACUUAAUUUUUCUCACAUUAUCAUUAUGUAUUUCUACGCUAUACAGUCAGUUACCAAAGAAAGAAAAAUACUACGCUAUUAAGGAGGAUAUUCCUCACAUCAAAUGUGAAACAUGUCAAAAGGCGGUUAAGUAUUUAUAUGGCAAAACCCAUGAUAUGCGGACAGCUGAGGGGACAUCAAAACCGAAAAGGCUUGAAGAAGAUAAAGUAAUUGAGCUUGUGGAGAAAUCCUGCAAUCCAGAGAAAGAGGAGGGAAGUUGGAUUUCAAAAAUAGACCUUGUGGAAAAGGAUGGAGAGUUAAGACUUUCUGAGCAAACUGAUGUUGGAAAAUGCAAAAGAGAAUGUCAGACUGUUUCAAAGGCUUGUGAGGAGUCUGUUGGAGAUGUCGACACAGAUCUGGCAGAAUUGCUAUGGAAAGACAAAUUAACUUUAUCUAGACUGAUCAAUGAAGUUUGCUACUCCAUGUCAAAUGUAUGCAAAGGAAAGAAACCAAAGCUGAAGGCUGGAGAAAGAAAAGUUGAUGAAGAGUUUCAUGUGAUGACUGAAGAUGAAAAGAAAGCAGAUGAAGUUCUAAAACAAAUGAGGGGAAUGCCUGGAAUGCCAGGCAUGGAGAUGUACUCCAGGGAGGACAUAGAAAAGAUGAGGGACCAGCUUGGUGAUCACAGAAAAGAAAAUGAUGAGAGUGAAGAAGUGUUGGACAGUGAAGGAAACCUUUUUCAUGGAGAAGGAGUUAGCUUCCUGCAAACAGUUAUGAAUGGACUAUCAUGGCUCUGGUCCUGGCUAAAGAACCUCUUUGGUUUCAGAAAUAGCUCAUCAGGAGAAUUAUACUUAGUGAUCAUGAAAUCGGCGUUAAAAUGGCCGUUACAGAUGGCAGUUAUGGACAAACUAUCCUGGAGAUUACAAAGUACUUUCCUUAUUGGCUUGAUCGGUCUCUCAAGUAAAAUAUUUCUAGAAUGGUUUAACUCAGUUAGAAAGUACAAUUUCGAUGUUUUGGAGAGGAAUGCUAAAGACAGGCCAGAUGGGGUUCCAUUAGUUACAGUGUGUAACCAUACAUCUUGUCUUGAUGAUCCAUGCUUGUGGGGACUUUUACAACUAAAAAGUGUUCUUAACCCAAGCAAACAGAUUCGAUGGACUCUUGGUGCUCAAGAACUUCUAUUUUCAACUCCUUUCCGUACCUUCUUAUUUAGCAGAGCAAAGGCAAUUCCUGUCAUCAGAGGUGAUGGUAUUUUUCAGAAAGGAGUGGAUGUUGCUAUUGAACAAUUGAAUAAAGGAGAAUGGAUUCAUGUUUUUCCUGAAGGUGCUGUUAAUAUAAAUGAUUCUAUCAAGAGACUUAAAUGGGGUGUUGGGCGGCUAAUUGCAGAGGCACAAGUAACACCAAUUGUUGUCCCAUUCUGGCAUGAAGGAAUGGAUGAUGUUUUACCUAAUUAUAGUCCCUACAUUCCAAGAAUAAUGAAGAGAGUCACAGUGCUCAUAGGAGAACCAAUGGAGUUCACGGAGACUGUAGAAGAGUACCGAAAAGCCAAGAAAACUGCGAUGGAGACAAGAAAACACAUCACUGAUAAGAUACAGGAGCGGUUUAAGGAGCUUAAGGAGGAAACACGGCUUCUGCACAGCAAAUGGAGAUAACCUCUUAGCCAAUAUUUUUAGAUAUUUGAAAUUCUUUCGGUGCUGAUUUAUGUGGCAAUAUUAACCCUUUAACUUCCAUGAUGUGAUUGCUAAUUCUCCCCUCUAGCUGCUACACGUCUCCUUGUGAAUUAGUUACGAGAAGUUGGUGUUGGACCAAGACAACUCCUACCUGAUCCGCUCGAGUAUUCUCAUCACCUCUUUUUACUGGAUAAUGUAUGAAUAUAACUGGGAGAAGUUAAAUGUUAAUCACUUCUGGGAGUUUUAGAAGGGUUGAGGGGCCUCUGUCAAUGUGACUCGCCGUAAAAUUAAAAAUAAAAUCACAAUGAAAAUUGCUCCAGCUUGCAAACGUCUGCCACGUGCACGGAGUGCGUGCUAUCCAAAAACGCUUUGUAGUGUCAUUACAAAUCCUUCUCUAUGCUCGAAUCAUUGAGAUUACAUGUUCCUUAUCUUUCCAGCGCAAAAAGGGGCGGAAAACUGAUAGCAUGAUGUUUCGGGGGACGAUUUGUUUCUUCCGCUUUUCGGACUUAGGAAAAAAAAAUGGAACGACUGAUCGCUGUUUGCUCUGUCAGUGAAAUAGACACAUUUCUUUCCUAGUUUUUUUUUUUCCGCCCAUUUGUAAAUUCGGAAUUCUUUGGAGGUAAAACACAGUACGAUUAUUUCAAGUUGUUAAUUAAAGGAACAAAACUCA